CACGGUCCGACGUGUUCCCUCUCUCUGUACGAAGUAACGAAGCGGAUCGCACUCGUGCUACCUCAAUAAUCACGAACUAGCAAAUGAUGGGGGUGCGCGUCGCAGACGAAGAGUUGCGCCCUCGGGUCAUCAUUGUUGGUGCUGGCGUUGGAGGCGUUGCUACUGCAGCGCGGCUCGCCGCAGCGGGAUGCACGGUUACCGUGGUAGAGAAGAAUGACUUUUCUGGUGGGAGGUGUAGCUUAAUACACCGUCGAGGAUUCAGAUUCGAUCAGGGCCCAAGCCUACUUCUACUUCCUCAACUCUUCCGUGAGACGUUCCAGGAGCUCGGGACCUCGCUCGAAGAUGAGGGUGUGAAUUUGGUCAAAUGUGAACCCAAUUACAAGGUCCAUUUCCACGAUGGCACCUCUUUCAGGCUCUCGACAGACAUUGCCGCCAUGAAAGGCGAGGUGGAGCGUUUCGAGGGCAAAGAUGGGUUUGAGCGGUACCUUGGAUUUCUACAAGAGUCACAUCGCCAUUACGAGCUGUCGGUCACGCACGUGCUAAAGAAGAACUUCUAUUCGUUGUUCAGCAUGAUGCGCCCGGGUUUCUUACGGCAUCUGCUCGAACUGCAUCCGUUUGAGAGUAUCUAUAGUCGUGCGAGUAAGUACUUCUGGACGGAGAGAUUACGGAGAGUGUUCACGUUUGCGAGUAUGUAUAUGGGUAUGAGCCCAUUCGAUGCUCCAGGGACGUAUAGUUUGCUACAAUAUACGGAGCUGGCUGAGGGCAUAUGGUAUCCUCUCGGCGGAUUUCACAAGGUCAUUGAAGCCCUCAUCAAUGUUGGCGCGCGCUUGAAUGUCGAAUACAUGUUCGACAGCCCCAUAUCCGAGAUCCAGCUGUCAGGCGACGGCACGCGCGCAACUGGCGUUAUAUUCAAAGACAAGACAAGGCAACCACUCACCGCAGAUGUUGUCAUCUGCAACGCAGAUUUAGCCUACGCAUACAACGAGCUUCUUCCAUCGACAAACUUUGCACGAUCUCUUCUGAAGCGGCAGGCUUCGUGCUCAAGCAUAUCCUUUUACUGGGCGCUCGACAGAAAAUUCCCCGAGCUCACUGCACACAACAUCUUCCUAGCCGAAGAUUACAAGGAGAGCUUCGAUAGCAUUUUUAAGAAACACCAGAUACCCGAUCAGCCUAGCUUUUAUGUCAACGUUCCGUCUCGCCUUGAUCCUUCUGCUGCCCCUGAAGGGUGCGAUUCCGUCGUUGUCUUAGUGCCUGUUGGACACUUGCAUGAUUCGACGACAAAUUCACACAAGGGUUCUCAGAAGACUGCAGGGGUGACCCAAGACUGGGACACCAUGGUUGCCACAGCGCGUAGGACAGUCCUCGGGACGAUCGAGACAAGGCUCAACAUCUCGCUCGGUCCGCACAUCAUUGAGGAAGUCAUCAACACGCCACCGACUUGGAAGUCUGUGUUCAACCUUGAUCGUGGUGCCAUUCUCGGCCUGAGCCAUUCCUUCUUCAACGUGCUUAGCUUUAGACCGAAAACCAAGCAUCGAUCUAUCAAGGAUCUGUACUUCGUAGGCGCGAGCACUCAUCCAGGUACGGGAGUGCCUAUCGUGCUUGCCGGAGCGAAGUUAGUUAGCGAACAAGUUCUCCGUGCACUACGACAAGAGGGGCGUAUUUCGUCGCCUAGAGGGGCUCUAGAGGGAGAGAAAUCAAACAUAAGCCCAUUGGAUCGUCUGCAGAAAGAACAGUAUCUAAGCUGGCUCCAAUGGGCCUUGUUGAUCUUGAUCAUGUCGGCAUGUCUUUUGGCUACUUCGAGCAUGUGGCAUGGGAACAGUAUAAACAUUUUGUGAUCAUUAGGUUUGGGAUACUUUAGAUCUCUGAGAAUGAUUUGUCGUGUAAAUAAACAGCGCUAAGACAUAUAUAUUGUAUCUCGGGAAAUGAAAGAACCUUGAUCAUGUUUCCACUAACAA
Messenger RNA from Cucurbitaria berberidis CBS 394.84, 1955 nucleotides. Its product is annotated as phytoene desaturase. Lineage: Eukaryota; Fungi; Ascomycota; Dothideomycetes; Pleosporales; Cucurbitariaceae. The transcript is spliced from 3 exons. The coding region runs from base 84 to 1835 and encodes 583 amino acids. Gene Ontology annotation, biological process: carotenoid biosynthetic process. The record is from RefSeq and is a predicted model, not a curated record. Gene Ontology annotation, molecular function: oxidoreductase activity.